This is a messenger RNA of Pristis pectinata (smalltooth sawfish), 2287 nucleotides long. Its product is annotated as BTB/POZ domain-containing protein KCTD21-like. Gene Ontology annotation, biological process: ubiquitin-dependent protein catabolic process; protein homooligomerization. The record is from RefSeq and is a predicted model, not a curated record. The transcript has 2 exons. Bases 144 to 875 code for a protein of 243 amino acids. NCBI's taxonomy places the organism in Eukaryota, Metazoa, Chordata, Chondrichthyes, Rhinopristiformes, Pristidae. Gene Ontology annotation, molecular function: histone deacetylase binding; cullin family protein binding.
AGACAGCGACGGGAAUCGAACCCCGAUCGCUGGUGCUGUAAUAGCGUCGCGCUAACCACUACGUUACUGUGCUGCCCACACUUCCAAAAUAAAUUGGCACUUUAUUUUUUUUUAAUAAAGAAAUUUAAGUUAAGAACUUCACCAUGUCUGAACCAAUAACGCUGAAUGUAGGGGGAAGCUUGUACACCACUUCCUUGACUACUUUAACUCGCUAUCCAGAUUCAAUGCUUGGUUCAAUGUUUGCUGGAACGUUACCCAUUAAAAAAGAUGUACAAGGAAACUGCUUCAUUGAUAGAGAUGGAAAAAUGUUUCGCUACAUCCUGAAUUUCCUUCGCACAUCACACUUGGACCUUCCAGUUGAUUUCCAAGAGCUGGAUCUUCUGAACAGAGAGGCUGAUUUUUUUCAGAUCCAACCUCUGCUGGAAGCAUUGCAGAAAAUCAAGGCAAUAUCUACUAAAGUGAGAAUGAAUACAAUUCUUAAUAUCAUUUAUGACUCGCAUUUACAUAAUAUUGGUUCUUUCACUGUAAAAAUCAUUAGUGUUCAAGUAUUUUCUACAUCAUGUGCCUUAUUGAAACUCCUGAGUUCCAAGUUCUACCAUACAAUCAAUGGGGAGAGUGCAUCUGUAGACACCAAAGAGGAGGACCAGAAAUUUAUUUCCCUAGAGUGGGUUGAAAGUGGUUUAAAUGCAAUGGAAAGGCGAUACUUAAUGCAGAAUUGGAAAAGCCUCUAUGUUGCACCAUCUCAACAGAAAAUCAAAAAUCUGCAAAUGUUUUUUCAACAAGUCAUAAAAAUAGCAGUGAAUGGUGGAUUCCUGCUUCAUUCCUUUCCUACCACUUCGUCCAGCCCACUGAUCCUCCAUUUCACUCAAUGCUGAUAAAACUAAUGCAGGUUUCAUUGUUUGUGUUUAUCAAAAAAAAGCUUCUCCCUUCUUAUUUCUUAGAAAAGCUGAAUUUUUUUUUCCAGCUGUGUAUUUCACAACAAAAUUCGUCAUGUACAAUGUGUGUGUAAAUAUUGUUUCUUUCACUUCAGUUUAAUUUUGGUUGUUUUGUUAAAACUGAUUCACUUGAAGUAAACUUCAACAAUCUGUAUUUCUGUAGUUCCUUUGACAUUUGAAACGAAGUGUGACAUUAGGCCAUAUCGUGAACUAUUUGGGUAAAUGACCAACAUUUGGUCAAAGAGGAGCACAAAAAUGCUGGGAGGAACUCAGUAGGUCAGACAGCAUCAAUUGGUGGAAAAUGGACAGUCAGCAUUUCAGGUCAAGACCCUUCAUCUGGACUGAAAGAUGGAGGGUGCCUCACCUGCUGAGUUCCUCCAGCAUCUUGUGCGUUGCUUCAGAUUCCAGCAUCUGCAGUCUCUUGUGUCUUCAUUUAGUCAGGUUUUCAGGAACAUUUUAGAAAAGGAAAAAAAGAGGCAGAUGAUGAGGCAGGGAAUCAGAGAUUUAGAGCCUUGUUGGCUCAACUUUAGAGUCUUGUACAGUCCUAAACAUAGAGGAACUGUUCAAAACCAGCACGCUGCCCAUUCCAUUUCUGAGUUGCUCAUUGCUACACUACCUCCCACAUCUAGAUGAGAACUCCAUAAUUAUUGACUGCAACUACCUGCCAUUUAUCUCUUGUACUCAUCAAAACAAUGUUACUCGAAUUCCUUCAUUGAUAACUUAUUCCACUUACUCUGUGUGAAAUCUGUCUACCUGUUGUUUGGUGUCAAUUUAUGAUUGGUCUACACUGUACUGUGAAUCAUCUUUUCCUACUCAAGAUUUCAAAUACAUUAAAAUCACGAUGGGCUGACUUUCCACAAUGAUGGAUAAUCUUGUUUGCCCCUGAGAAAAAUGGUUUAUAAAUAAGUUAAAGUGGGAAUAACAUCGAGGUACAUCAUAAUUUGAGGUUUGGAAAAAAAGACUUAAAUUUGUCCUGCAUAUCACUGAUGGCUUUGCUAAGGAAUUUACACUGUUAUUUAGGCAUACUUGGCAGCUGUUCUGGACACAAAAGAUAUCACAGUCACUGCUAAAGAAAAGUAUUUGCUAACUAAAAAUAAUAAAUGUAUUUAAAUCUUAGUGAAAAUAUAUACGCAGUGAUUAAAUGUAUGCAGCAGGUGGUAAUAUAUUGUUACAGGAGUAUGCUGGUAAACCGGUGAUCGAAUUCUGAUCUCACCAUGGUAAAUUGCUGCUGGUAAUAAGUAGAGACAAUCAACACAGUUGGAAACCAGCUGGCUGUCUACCCCCAUAGAUUGUGUAUGAAUAGCUUCCUUGAGGUUAUAUCUGUGGUUUUGUUGGUCUCAAUAAAUAUUCAU